CCAGUUAACUGUUAUUAUUAAAAGUAGGUGUAAAUUUUGUUUUUAAUUCCUCUUUUAUUUCAUUGUGUUAAAGUUUCCAUAAUCUUAUGAAUUCAAAGUCAAUAAAUAUAUGUAUUUCAAUUAUGUGACACUUUAAUUUCUAAUUCUAUUUUACUUCUACAAUACUAGUGAAUAAAAAGUACAAUAAAAGGGGAGUAUGGGAUAAGGCAGAAAUGAAGCAAUUUAGAAUUUAAGAUCAAAUGAGAUAAGAAUACACAAGACAAAAAUGGCUCGACAUCAUACAUCCUUAAGACUCGCUAGUCAUAGCUUAAGAAAUUACAUAGUGGCUUUCAUUUUAUUAGGUGUCCCAGCUGGGUAUUGCCAGAUAAAAAAAUUGUACGUUGAUGUGAAAGAUAUGAACUUAUUGGUGGAUGAGACCAGAUUGUUCAAAUUAGUCCAGAUCGGCUCAUACAACACAUCCCUCCAAGUGACAUCAAACAUCCAACAUCCUGAUAUAGUGCAGUUCGUGCCGCCCGUCGUCGACAUCCCCGGGUCCGACCCGCCCAAUGCCACCGUCGAGGUGACCUACGACAUAUGCGCCUACGGAAAAAGCCCCGGACAUUCAGAAGUCACGUUCAAUGUCACCCCGGGUGGUUUCGUUGACAUGGACACGGUGUUUGUUCGCGUGACUGUGAUGUAUUCCAACGCGAUCUACGUCAUAUCCUAUAUCAUGGGCUGGAUCUACUUCCUGGCGUGGUCCGUAUCAUUCUACCCUCAGAUAUACAUCAACUUCAAGAGGAAGAGCGUAGUCGGCUUGAACUUUGACUUCCUGGCCCUAAACAUUAUGGGAUUCACCAUGUAUUCACUGUUUAACUGCGGUUUAUACUUCUCUAAGGACAUACAGUCGGAGUAUUUCUCCCGUCACCCCCGCAGCCUCAACCCUGUGCAACUGAACGACGUGUUCUUCUCGCUCCACGCGUCAUUCGCUACCCUCAUCACGAUAACGCAAUGCUUCCUAUAUGAGCGUGAAAACCAGCGAGUAUCGGUGACGGGGCGUUGCGUGCUCGGUGGGAUGGCGGGCGUGGCUCUAGUGUCGGCGAGCGUGGCGGGCGCUGGCAAACUAGCCUGGCUGGACUUCCUCAAUUAUUGCAGCUACAUCAAGCUUUGCAUCACUCUCAUCAAAUACGUGCCUCAGGCGUACAUGAACUAUAAGAGGAAGUCAACGGUCGGUUGGAGCAUUGGGAACAUCUUCCUGGAUUUCGUCGGCGGUUCGCUAUCAGUCCUCCAGAUGACCUUGAACGCUUACAACUACAACGACUGGGUGUCAUUCUUCGGAGACGCGACCAAAUUCGGUCUCGGAUUAUUCAGCCUGGUGUUUGAUAUCUUCUUUAUAUUGCAACACUACGUCUUCUACAGAGAGCGCAAGGAUUUUAUGUUUGAUUCAAGCGAAGAAGGUUCUAUUAGGACAACUGGUGAUAGUGAAUAUUGUUUGGUACCGACCUGGAACGCCGACGAAAAGAAAUACGAUCUGGAAGCGAAGGCGUGAUCCUGCCCCGCACUGCCGUUAUUAUUAUUAUUGUUUUAAUUAAAAUUUUCUUUUAGUAUAGGAUGUAAGUGACGUAGCCAUUUUUGUCGCGAGCCUCAGACGUAUUCAUAUAUUUCACAUUGUUCCGUUGGAAGGGUUGUAUGUUAAUUUUAAAAUUGAAAGUUACAUUCUAGGUUGCUGCAUAUUAUUUACGCAUUUAUUUGUUUUGUUUUUAUUUUUAAUUAUUAUUUCUUAUACUUUAUUGUUCUUUCUUAUUUCAUUUAGUAAAAAUUUACAUAUUUUCCUCUUUUCAUGGCAAUAUUGAUUAGACUGAUCCAUAUUUUUAUUGAUCGCUUAGAUGUAUUACUAGAAAAGUUUACGUUUAACGAAAAUUUAUUUAAAAAUGUAUAUUAUUAAUCUUUAUAUGUAAGUAGAAAUUUAUAUAAAAACGUGCCUUAGAUAUAAUAUUGGAUGUGAAUUGCCAAUUUCUUAAAAAAACAAUCGUGAUGUUGGCAGACUUUAUAAUGUAAAAUUCUACUUAUAACAAUGACGUCGUUUAGGGCCACUCGGUAAUUUAGAUUCAUUUAUAUUAUUGUGAUUUAUUUAAAUUAGCCUACAGGAAUAUAUGUAAACGUUGUUAUACUUAAAAAACAGAUACAAUCAAAUACCAUGAAGUGGCCUGAAAUUGUAAAAAGUAAAAAUCACGUACUUUUAAGACAAUCUGUGAUAAAACACAUUUUAUAUUAAAAUGUGGAUAUUAUCAAAUGCAUUUUAAUUUGAAACCUUCACUGAAUUAUUGAACUAUUGCCAUCUUAUACAUCGCACUAUAACAUACUUCGUGAUAUUUAUUACUUCCUGAAAAUUUUCCUGCUGUAUUUUUUUUUUAAUAAAUAAGUAUGUUUUU
Molecule: messenger RNA, 2408 nt
Organism: Danaus plexippus (monarch butterfly)
Lineage: Eukaryota; Metazoa; Arthropoda; Insecta; Lepidoptera; Nymphalidae
Gene: Ctns
Product: cystinosin homolog
Exons: 11
Coding region: 266-1525 (419 amino acids)
Biological process (GO): L-cystine transport
Cellular component (GO): lysosomal membrane
Molecular function (GO): L-cystine transmembrane transporter activity
Source: RefSeq, a predicted model, not a curated record